This is a messenger RNA of Kockovaella imperatae, 420 nucleotides long. Its product is annotated as signal transduction histidine kinase. Lineage: Eukaryota; Fungi; Basidiomycota; Tremellomycetes; Tremellales; Cuniculitremaceae. Gene Ontology annotation, cellular component: cytoplasm; nucleus. Gene Ontology annotation, biological process: phosphorelay signal transduction system; phosphorylation. The annotation marks the transcript as partial. The record is from RefSeq and is a predicted model, not a curated record. The transcript is spliced from 2 exons. Gene Ontology annotation, molecular function: protein histidine kinase binding; histidine phosphotransfer kinase activity.
GACGGGAUCAUUGACGAGGAGACAUUCAGCCAGAUUCGCGAGAUGGACGAUCCGGAUGACCCAGAGUUGUUCUCAGCCGGAAUUGUUUUCGGUUUCUUUGAUCAGGCAGAGCAGACAUUCGGGGAGAUGCGGAGAGCAAUCUCUGAGAAGAAUCUCGAACAGCUAUCUUCGCUGGGUCAUUUCCUCAAGGGAUCCUCUGCUGCUCUUGGCGUAUUCAAAGUUCAAGCGAUCUGCGAAACCAUCCAGAACAAUGGAAAGAUGCGGGAUGAAGUUCGAGACGAAAACAUCACUUCCGAGGACGCACUGAAACGGAUCAAAGACCUGUUGAGAAAUGCCGAGCUGGAAUAUAGAAUCGCCAAAGCUUGGUUCUUAAAGUUGUACCCUGAUGGAGGACCCGAAGGGGGCGACGAGGAGGACUGA